Lampris incognitus (smalleye Pacific opah) is the source of this 2489-nucleotide messenger RNA. It is a transcript of the gene cep76, whose product is annotated as centrosomal protein 76. The transcript has 13 exons. The coding region runs from base 66 to 2054 and encodes 662 amino acids. NCBI's taxonomy places the organism in Eukaryota, Metazoa, Chordata, Actinopteri, Lampriformes, Lampridae. The record is from RefSeq and is a predicted model, not a curated record.
UUAGCAGUUUAACCAUCUGUUAUUUUGCUCCAUUCGCGUCCUGAAUAGAUUCGAGGUUUGUCCUAAUGUCUCUGCCUCCAGCAAAAGCUUCUGAACUGAAGCAAAUCAUUCACAACCACUUGAGAAAGAUUGAUAUACACGGGAAAAUCCGGGAAGUGCUGGCUGAGACUGUGAGGGAUGACUUGGGCCCUGGAAAUACAACUUUCUCUGAAGGGGAUUUUGUACUUGCUCUGCAACGCAGGGGCAUUAUAGAGGAUGUGAUGAAGGACCUACACUCUGCCAAGGAAAUACCUACAGACACAGAAAAAGGAUCUCCUUUAAAGCCUGCCACUCACUUUGUUGACCAAGACCUGGCUCAGUUAAAGAAAACUAGCAUUGACCCGACACGGCGAUACCUUUAUCUGCAAGUGCUUGGAGGUAAGGCCUUUCUGGAUCACCUCCAUGAGCCAGAGCCUCUACCUGGCCAGGUCUGUUCUACCUUUACACUCUACCUACACUUCCGCAACCAGAGGUUCCACUCAAAGCCUGUGCCAUGUGCCUGUGAGCCCGAUCUGCAGGAGGGCUUCCUCUUGGAAAUCCAUAGAGGUGGCAUGGGUGAGGGCUGUAAAAUGGCAGAUGCUACCACCAUGCUGUCUAUUUGUGACCCAGUUCACUUGGUGCUGAUCAAGACGAACACUUCCGCCGAGACAACUCUAGUCUCCUCCUAUUUCCUGGACUGGAGGACCAUCCUGAGCUCGCCCAGUGGGAAGACAUGCUUUGCUGUUGAGCUGCUUGGAGUUGGAAGUGAGUGUAAAAUACCAGCUGGAGUUCUGAAUAUCCAUCUGGAGCUGUACCCUCCUCUGACUGAGACUCUGAAUCCUGAUGUCGUUACUACACAGCAAUCACUGGAACGCCAGAAAACAGCAGAGAAGGAAAGACUUUUUCUGGUUUAUGCCAAACAGUGGUGGAGGGAGUUCCUGGAGAUCCACCCAUCGCACCAAUCCAAACUGGUCAAGAUCUUUGCACAGGAUGAGAAUGGUGUCAACAGGCCAGUGUGCUCCUAUGUGCAUGUUCUCCGUGCAGGUCGGCUCCUGGAGAGCCCCCGGCAGGCAGCCCGCUUCGUCAGCCUGCUUGCCCAUGAAAGGGCCCCUGUGGUCGGAGGAGGGGGCAAGCAGGAGCAGUGGUGCACCCUCCUAUCUUUCUUAUGUAGGGGCAAGGGGGACUGUGAGGACCACGCCACCUUGCUGUGCAGCCUCUUGCUGGGGUUUGGCCUGGAUGCCUAUGUCUGUGUGGGCACCAAGGUCAAGAGCAGACCACACGCCUGGGUCAUGACCAGGGGAACAGAUGGGAGUAUCACCUUCUGGGAGAGCCUAAGUUCACGUCGGUACCUGCACCGGCCCAUAGACCCAGAUGACCCUCCCCUGGCACCCCAACCCAAGCCUUCCUCUCCUUACCUCACCGUGGGUUGUGUCUUUAACCACCAGACCUUCUUGGCCAAUUGUCAGCCCUCCGAUGCUGUGGAGCUCUGUGUCUUUGACCUCCAGAACCAGUCUCACUGGAAGGCAAUGAGCGAGGAGGCCCUGCGGUCAGUAUGUGCCCUAGGCUCCACCACCUCUCUGCCCCCUCUGCCUCCACUCUGUGCCCCCACUCUGGAGCCUGCAGCUGCCAGCAACCAGCUGGAGCUGGAAAUGCGCUACCUGGUGUCUGAACACAGGAAGGACCUGGAGCUGACGACAGUGUGGGAUGACCACCUGUCCUACCUGUUGUCCUCUGCUUUGUCAGCCUACGAGCUGGAGCGCUGCACCGGCGUCUCCUGUGGCAACGAGGAGUUCCAGGAUGCUGUGAGGAGAGCGGUGCCAGACGGACACACCUUCAAAGGUUUCCCCAUCCACUUUCUGCACCGCAACGCCCGUAGAGCCUUUGCCACCUGCUUCAGGUCUCCAUUCUGUGAGGAGAUAGUGUGCUGUCGUGGCGAUCAUGUGAGGCUAGCAGUCCGUGUCCGGGUGUUUGUCUAUCCUGAGAAUGCUUGCGCAGUCUGGAUCAUGUUCGCCUGCAAGUACCGCUCAGUUCUCUGAUCAGUGGACAAACGGUCCUGUUACCCCAUGGUGCUGUAUCAAAAACUUAAGGCUCAUGGCACAUGUGCCACCAUAAGGCAUACUUUACAUUCUGUGACCUCAAAGGGUCUAGAGCCCAAAUGAGCCAGGCCUGUUUCCUGUGGAGCCAUAUAUAAGAAGAAGGUCAUGUGUCAUUAAAAGUCUUGAACUCAGGAUUGGACUAACUAGCAAACUUGGGUCUCAACGCAAGAAAAUUUUAUUCUAUAACAGUGAGCCAUUUAAUGCAGUUUUAUGAAUGAGGUGCUUACAUACUAUAGUAAUAGCAAAUAGACAUAAUUUUAACUGUCAUUCCCAACUGGAUGUUCUGCCCUUUUUUUGAAGGUGUGAACAUUCGUUGUGUGUACAGAGAUUUAUCUGUUUACACUCUGAGAUAUACUUAUAUAUUUAUUUUUUUAA